Messenger RNA from Triplophysa dalaica, 4160 nucleotides. It is a transcript of the gene usp45, whose product is annotated as ubiquitin specific peptidase 45. The coding region runs from base 887 to 3298 and encodes 803 amino acids. The transcript has 18 exons. Gene Ontology annotation, molecular function: cysteine-type deubiquitinase activity; zinc ion binding. The record is from RefSeq and is a predicted model, not a curated record. NCBI's taxonomy places the organism in Eukaryota, Metazoa, Chordata, Actinopteri, Cypriniformes, Nemacheilidae. Gene Ontology annotation, biological process: protein deubiquitination.
AUCGAGCAUAUUUAUUUUUUAUAACAGUGCUGUCUUUGUCAUAGUCACAGAGGAUGUCAUUUAAAAACGUUAGUUUGUGAUACGGGUUCACAUUUGAAAUGGCAUGGUUUCUUUUUAAAACGUUUAAAAUGGAGCCCUAAAACAAAUUAAGGCUUGAAAAUAUAAGAGCUUUAAAAAAAAAAAAACGUUUUAACAAUUUGUAUUUUUUUAGCAGGGCAUUUACAACCUGAGAACUGGUGGUUUACGUCAACUGCACUUCUAUUUCUAAUUUAUUUUUCUAUUGUUCUUUUUCUCACAUUUUUAAUCAAUCUUAUUGCUGUUUUAUUCUUUCUUCAUGAUGUUAUUAUAAUACUAAACUAGUACUUUAUUUAUCAAUUUAGUCAUAUUGCGUUCUUAAUAUUAUCAUAUAUUUUUAUGUUAUACAUCUUUUCAAUAAAACUUCGAAAGGUUCCCCUGAUUAAAACUUUACCCAAAUAUAAGCGAAUAUGCAAUUGUGGCGAAAAGGUUAGAAUAUAUUUCAACCGCAUUUUGUAGAUUCACAAACGCGUUUGGUCCUGACUCCUGCGAGCAUCCGUAGUGCGUCGAUGAGGAUGCGACCACGUGAUCCAUGUAAUACUUGUGCUUUCUGUUCUUCAAAUGCCACCUACUAUGCUCACAAACUCCCUUAAUAAGUGUUGUUUUUUGGCAUUGCGCAGUUAAUAGUUGUUUAAGGGCUACUUUUAAACACUUAGACAAAACUAUCACCAGGUAUUUCUCCCGUUUCCAGAAACUUGUAAGGAUUUAUAAGUUGUUAUAUCAGCCUAGCUGUUCCACCUGGACACUUGUCAACUGACGGUCACUUGGUUGUUGUGAGUCUGGAGAGGAGGGGAAAGUAAACGGGAUACAAAUGCGGCUGAAAGACCCCUUCUCUUUAAGAAGCGCAGACAUGACCAAGCGGUCAAACAAGCCAAAAAAGCCUCGGGAUGAAGACUCUUCCGAUGAGGUCGGCGGACUGACAUGUCAACAUGUGAGCAGAGCUGUGGACCUCAGUUCGGUGAAGAAGGCAGUGACGGGCAGUCUAUGGUCUGUCUGCUCGGAAUGCCUUAAAGAGAGAAAGAUGUUUGAGGGCGAUGCAGCAGGAGUUCAUGACAUCCUUGUUUGCCUCAAGUGUGGCUUCCAGGGAUGUAACCAGGCAGAAUCUCAGCAUUCUACAAAACACCAGCAAGCCCAUCACUCGGAUUCUCACUGUAUCACCAUCAGCCUCAGUACAUGGAAGGCCUGGUGCUUUGAAUGUAAUGAAGAGCUCUCCACUCACUGCAAUAAGAAGGCACUCGCUCAGACUCUAGACUUCCUCCAGAAGCACUCGGCAAAAACCACCUCAGGAACAACCUCCAAAAUCAUCAAGCUCAGAGAAGAACCAACAGAGUAUGUCGACUCUCAGAGAGGAAAGAGUCCGGUGAACAGCACACUGAUCCCUGUGAAGGGCAUCAACAACCUGGGCAACACCUGCUUCUUUAAUGCUGUCAUGCAGAAUCUCUCCCAGACUCACAUGCUGAACGACCUGAUUCAGGAAGUCAAGGAAAAAGGACAUAAAAUAAAGAUCUGCCCUAAUUCUGAAAAUACCUUGGGGCCACUAACUGUGACAUUGCCCAGCCCAGACCCCCUGACCUCAGCUAUGUUCCUGUUCCUUCAAAGCAUGAAGGAGCCUGGCAAAGGGCCCGUCUCCCCCAAGAUCCUUUUCAACCAGCUCUGUCAGAAGGCGCCUCGAUUUAAAGGUUACCAGCAACAGGACAGUCAGGAAUUAUUACACUACCUUCUGGACUCUGUGAGAGUCGAAGAGACGAAGCGGAUUAAAGCAGGCAUCCUCAAAGCCUUUAACAACCCCACCGAGAAAACGGCUGAUGAAGAGACCAAACGACAAGUGAAGGCUUAUGGGAAGGAAGGUGUAAAAAUGAAUUUUGUUGAUCGUAUUUUCGUCGGAGAACUAACCAGCACCAUAAUGUGCGAGGAGUGUGAACAGAUUUCUACCGUGAAAGAAGCCUUCAUUGAUAUCUCACUUCCCAUCAUAGAGGAAAGGAUCUCUAAACCCACAAACCUGGGUAGACUUGGGAAAAGUGGGCGGGACCAGGAUGUUCUGGGCUCCCAUGUCGAUGACUUAUCAACUGCCCAUUCACAGGCCAAUAGAAACAUUAGAAAGAAACCACAGAGUCGACAUUCGUCCACUUCUCACGAUGAGAGGGGAGCAGACUCUUUAUCCAGCCGACAAGAGGAAGAGCUCUGUGUGGCUGGGCGUGGCCUAGCCAGUUACCCAACUGAUACGACGGGCAGCCAAUCAGACUGCAGCGACAAGGAUUCCAACUUGGACAGCAGUAAUGAUGCGGACAGCGAGGCAUCUGAAAGUGAAUGGUCUCCUCGAAACCCAUGCACACCGAGUCACAGUAGCACCUCAGAUAAAGUGUUCAACACGACUACACCAACAGCAAUGCACAACGUAAAGCCGAAUGUGAGCCCAAGCUCAACCACCAUACCCUUACUGAGACCUCAACAGGGUGGUGCCGUAGAGCAGCUUGUCAGCGCCGUGUCUAAAUUGGGCCUGGUGCACACUUCCACCGACACCCUGCCUGUCAGCCACUGCCCAGAUGAGCAGGCGGAGAACCGGGACAAGGAGAAAGAUCGUCAGCAUCAUCAAGGAGCUUUUCAAGCCCUUUGUCACAGCUACACACCCAGUUCCAAAGAGUGCUCUGUGCAAUCCUGCCUGCAUCAGUUUACCUCUGUUGAGCUGCUCAUGGGCAACAACAAACUGCUUUGUGAGAACUGCACUGAGAGGAGGCAGAGACAGCUGAAGAGAAGUAGCAGUGCAGAUAAGAAAGCCGAGAAGGUCUACACCAGUGCCCGUAAACAGAUGCUUAUCUCCGCCCUUCCACCAGUGGUCACCCUUCACCUGAAACGCUUUCACCAGGCUGGGAUGAAUCUGAGGAAAGUUAAUAGACAUGUGGACUUUCCUCUUAUUCUGGACCUGGCACCAUUCUGCUCUGCCACUUGCAAGAACCUUGGAUCGGGAGAGCGCGUGCUUUACAGCUUGUAUGGCAUUGUGGAACACAGCGGAUCGAUGCGAGGGGGGCACUACACUGCAUAUGUGAAGGUCCGCAACCCUCCACGGAGAACUGAGCAGCGGAGAAACCAGUCAGGUCCAAGAGAGGCAAGUUCUGCACCACAAGGUCAGUGGGUUUAUGUCAGCGACACCAACGUACAGACUGUACCGGAGUCCAGAGUGCUGAACUCUCAAGCUUAUUUACUCUUCUAUGAAGAGCUGCCGUAGAACCGCAUGAACGUAAGACGUUCAAGAUGAUCUCUGGCAACGGACAAUACCAACUUGGACAACACCUGGCGCAUGCCUCUGAAUUUUAAUGUCAGAAGGAUUCUACAUACUGUACUAAAUACAAGCUUGGCCCCAGGGUCUUAUUCAUUACUCAACGCUGAUCUGAAUAGGGAUUGGACAAUGGGAUUAAUUAUUAUAAAAGUAAAAUGGUGUUCUAAAUUGAAGUUAUUUAUGACAUAUUUUUAUUUGUCAAAAGGAGACAUUUAUUUUGCAGGAGUAUUUGCAAAAUUUGGAAUUUACAAAAACAUGUAUAAAAUAUGAAAUAGAAGUGGAAAAUAGGAAAAAUGAUCUUCGUCAUAAGAAUAUCUUCUUUCUAUAAUGAAAGGAAAAUUUAGCAUCAUCUUAUUUUGCCCUGGAUUAUACAAUAUCACACAAACAUAUAUGAAGAGUUGUUUUGCAAAAACUGAUGGUUUUGUUGCGCAAUCCAAGUAAUGUCAAUCGAACUUCAUUCGGGUUGUUUAGAUUGGGUAAUAUAUAUACAAACAGACACAACAUGUAAUGAAGUGUUUAGAGACAAUGCUACAUUUAAAACAUUGCUUUGUCACUCUGUAAUAAAAAAGUUUUUUUUUUUUUUUUUUUCUUUGGUUUAUAAUACAGCUGUAGCUUUCACCGAGUUCUUCAAUGUUUCAUGACAUAGAUUUGAAUUGCCCCUUUACGGUUUUAUGAAUUUGUUUGAUUCUGAGGUAUAACAUAUUUCAUCAUAUAUAGUUCUUAUGUUAGGGAGUUGGCGCAAUAUUCUUGGACUUUAUAAAGCAAAGCCUAAUUUAUGUUGCAGAUUUGAAAUAUUAAAUACUGAAAUACC